This is a messenger RNA of Amborella trichopoda, 1926 nucleotides long. Its product is annotated as putative serine/threonine-protein kinase PBL3. The record is from RefSeq and is a predicted model, not a curated record. NCBI's taxonomy places the organism in Eukaryota, Viridiplantae, Streptophyta, Magnoliopsida, Amborellales, Amborellaceae. Gene Ontology annotation, molecular function: ATP binding; protein kinase activity. Gene Ontology annotation, biological process: protein phosphorylation.
CCCUCUCUCUCUCUCUCUCUCUCCAUCACAGAGACUCACCUCCCACGCGUUAAGGAGUCUCAAAUCCCACGCGUUAAGGAGUCUCAAAUCCCACGCGUUGGGUCACUCUCUUCUCCUUCCUGUUCACUCUCUCUCUUCCUCUCCAUCUCUUUGUAGUUUCUAAGCUAUUUUUUCUUCAUCAACGAGUUUAUAUAAACCUUAAUUCGAAAGUCCUUUUUCUCUCUCUCUGAGCUUCGAAAGUCGUUUGCCUCGUCUAUGAAUCCAUAGACACUUUAAUUUGAAAGUGCCUUAUUUAGUAAUUGGCUCCAUGGGCAACUGCUUCGACAAGGGGGGGAGUGCACAAACGGCUCAUAAUUCAGAGAUUUCAAGGCCCUCAAACAGUAGUGCUUUAACCGUGCCCCCUUCUAUGCAAACCAGCGGUUCUGACAGUGGAAAGAGUAACAUAGAGAAUCCCCCAACCCCCCGCACUGAAGGAGAGAUACUAUCGUCCCCAAAUUUAAAGGCAUUUACUUUUAAUGAACUAAAAAAUGCAACGAGAAACUUUCGUCCCGAUAGCCUUAUUGGUGAAGGCGGUUUUGGUUAUGUGUUCAAAGGAUGGAUUGACCAGCAAAGUUUAUCUGCUUCCAAGCCUGGAUCAGGAAUGGUGGUUGCAGUGAAGAAGCUUAAGCCGGAGGGCUACCAAGGCCAUAAGGAAUGGCUGGCAGAGGUCAACUAUCUCGGCCAGCUUCAUCACCCUAAUCUCGUGAAGCUCAUUGGGUAUUGUUUGGAAGGGGAUAACAGAUUAUUAGUGUAUGAAUUCAUGCCAAAAGGCAGUUUGGAGAAUCAUCUUUUCAGAAGGGGGCCGCAGCCUCUCUCUUGGGCUAUACGCAUUAAAGUCGCUGUGGGAGCUGCUCGGGGACUUGCAUUUUUGCACAAUUCUCCCACCCAAGUCAUAUAUCGGGAUUUUAAGGCCUCAAAUAUUCUUUUGGAUACCGAUUUCAAUUCAAAGCUAUCGGACUUUGGAUUGGCUAAGGAUGGGCCUACUGGCGAUAAUACACAUGUAUCAACUCAGGUUGUUGGUACUUAUGGCUAUGCAGCUCCAGAAUAUGUUGCUACAGGCCGUCUGACCACAAGGAGUGACGUGUACAGCUUUGGGGUCGUACUACUUGAGCUACUCACUGGGCGACGAGCCCUUGACAAGUUAAAACCCGGGAUUGAGCAAAACUUAGUCGAUUGGGCUGGCCCCCAACUUAAUGACAGGCGGAAGAUCUUUCGAAUUAUGGAUACAAGGCUUGAGGGCCAAUACUCACAAAAGGGUGCCCUUGCAGCAGCUACCCUUGCUCUCCGAUGCCUCAAUUCUGAUGCCAAGAGCCGACCCCUUAUGGCUGAGGUCCUUGAUACUCUUGAACAAAUCCAACAAUCUUCAUCGAAGGAUAGCUCAAAGCCCAAGCAACCAUCAAACCAUCAUGGUCAAAGGACACGGAACCCCCAUCCACCUUCACCUAGCCCACGUAGGUCGCCUCUCCCAGCCCACCGGUUGCCCACGCGAGUGGGGUGAGGUUGGGUGGUUCAGAUUCUUGUGCCCUCUUUUAUCUUGUAUAUUUUUUGAGUUGUAAUGGUAUUCAAUGCACACAACGAAGUUUCCUAAUAAUGGAGAGUGGAGGAACGACACAUCUGGCCUGUCCAUUAUUUAUCGAGUGAUGGCUAGGAUGAUAUUGAAGCACCGUAGAAAAUUUCAGUGUGCGCAUUGUGGGCGAAACUGUUUGACUUUUUGUUCCAUUUUUUAGGAUGGGAUUCGUCCUAUUGUUGGAGAGUUUUUUGAUCUACAUGUAUAUUGCAAUGUGUUUCAGAAGGUGUUUCGGGAUCUUGGUUUCUUUCUUGUUUACCUUUCAUGGAUUUGUGUGUUUCAGCUGUUUUGGAAUGUUGAUUUCUUUAUGGUUUGGCUUU